AUGGUGAAGGAUUGCAAUUAUAAGGACAAUGAAGACAUGAUCAGGGAUAGGAUUGUGUUUGGAAUAGUAUCACAAAAAAUCCGAGAAAAACUCAUUAAUAUGGGAGAAAAUUUGACCUUGAGCAAGGCUAUUCAAAUAUGUCAAAGCUUUGAAUAUGCUCAAGCACAACUGCGCGAAAUGCAGGCACCAUCGCAAGGAGCAGCCGUUAAUGUGGUUCGUUCAAGAAGGGUUACUGGUCAUAACACCUCAGGCCAGCCUGGUCACAAUUCCUCAGGCCAGUGGGAGCAGAGAAGACAACAGCGCGUCACUUUGGGAGAAGACGUUACCCGGACUUGCCAAAAUUGUGGGCGGAAACACCAACAACAACACCAGUGUCCCGCAAAGGGAAAACAAUGUCACAAAUGUCAAAAAUGGAACCAUUUUGCAUCAGUGUGUAGAAGUGUAAAUGAAGUUAUUGACAAUAACAAUUCUUGUACUCAUGAUUUCAAGGAUUUAGUGAUUGACAAUGUGGAGUCCACUGUUAGGAAUGGGCAGGUAUUUGCAGAGUUCAAGGUAGGUCCUUCCAAUUUGUCCGUACAGUUCAAGAUUGAUACUGGUAGCCAAGUCAAUAUAUUGCCAUACAAAACCUUUAGAGACAUAGGCAUAAAGUCAGUUCUAGAAGCCUCACAUUCAAAGCUUUCAGCCUAUGACGGAAGCACGUUAAAUGUAAAGGGAUGCAUUACUUUGAGGUGUAAUCAUCCUGGAACUGGCCAAACAAAGGAUGUUUACUUUCAUGUAGUUGACACACAUUCAAGUCCUUUGCUAAGUCUCCAAUCAUCCCUUGACUUUGAACUCAUAAAUCUCACAUACACAGUUAUGUCAGAUUCCCAGGUCAACCCCCUCACUAAAGACAUGGUAUUAAAGGAAUACAAGGAAGUGUUUGAUGGCAUUGGUCUGCUAGCCGGUGAAUGUAAGAUUCACAUUGAUCCCACUGUCCAGCCUGUGGUGCAUCCCCCAAGAAAGGUCCCUAUAGCAUUACAAGAAAAGGUCAAGGAUGAGUUACUCCGCAUGGAGUCAUUAGGUGUCAUCGAAAAGGUCAAUGAACCCACUGACUGGGUUAGUUCAAUGGUCGUUGCCGAAAAAGCCAAUGGCAAAAUUCGUAUAUGUCUGGAUCCGCGUGACUUGAAUAAGGCCAUUCAACGUCCACAUUACCCUUUAAGAACUCUGGAUGAUAUAUUGCCUCAGCUUUCAGGCGCAAAGUACUUCACAAAGCUUGAUGCUAGGAGUGGUUAUUGGGCAUUGAAACUUGAGAGAGAGUCAUCGUUCCUUACAUGUUUUAACACCUUAUAUGGAAGGUACCGAUAUGUCCGAGUUCCCUUUGGUCUGAAGUCAAGCGGUGAUCUUUUUGUGCAAAAGAUUGAUGCUUGUCUCGAAGGUCUAAGUGGCGUAGCUGUCAUCGUGGAUGACAUACUAGUGUAUGGGUCAUCUAGAGAGGAACAUGACUCCAAUCUUAGAGCAGUCCUAAAGAGGUCUCAUGAUGAAGGAAUUCGUUUUAACGAAACCAAACUCGAGGUCGGGGUAUCAGAAGUAGACUACUUUGGUCACCUUCUCACAUCAGAUGGUUUGAAAAAAUCAACCUCAAAGACAGAGGCUAUACAGAAAAUGAAGCCACCCAAAAAUAAAUCAGAACUUGAAACCAUAUUAGGUAUGGUAAACUAUCUGUCUAGAUUUGCCCCAAACUUGGCAGAUGUAACAGCCCCUCUGAGACAAUUACUGUCUAAAGAAGUUGAAUUCUGUUGGGAAACUGCACAAAGUGAUGCAUUUGACAAAAUGAAACAAAUCAUCACAGACCCGAAUCAGGUUUUAUCCUAUUAUGACAAAAGCAAGCCAUUAACAUUGCAAGUUGAUGCCUCCAAGUUUGGUCUCGGAGCAACAAUAAUGCAAGACGGGAAGCCACUUGCAUAUGCAUCAAAAUCACUCACACAAACUGAGGUCAAUUACGCACAAAUUGAGAAGGAAAUGUUUGCUAUUUUGUUCGGCUGCAAGCGGUUCCACCAUUUUGUUUAUGGUCACAAAGUCAACGUGCAAACUGAUCAUUUGCCGUUAGUUUCUAUUUUCAAAAAAUCAAUAAACACAGCUCCUGCACGAUUGCAGCGUAUGCUACUACAGCUACAGAAAUAUGAUCUUGACAUCAAACAUUAUCCAUCCAAACAAGUACCAGUUGCAGACACACUGAGCAGGAACUUUCUAAAUGAAACGUUCCCUGAAUUGUCACAAGGCAUGGACAUGCAGGUACACAUGGUUAUGUCUCAUUUACCUGUAUCUGACAGAAAAUUGAAUGAAUUGAAGGACAAAACAAGUCAAGAUGAGACUUUAGUAUUGUUGAAACAGACUAUACUUCAAGGUUGGCCAACCUCUAGAAAAAUGUGUCCGUCCCAGAUAUUGCCCUUCUGGAAUUUCCGUGAUGAGUUAACUUCUAUUGAUGGGUUAGUCAUGAAAGGAAAUAAAAUAAUCAUCCCCAUAUCAAUGCAGUCUCAGAUGCUUGAACUCAUUCACACAGGUCACAUGGGAGUUGAGAAAUGUCUCAGAAGGGCCCGGGAUGUUAUGUUUUGGCCAGGAAUAUCGGCUGAUAUUACCAAUCUCGUGUUAAAAUGCAACACCUGUUUAAAACACAGAAACUCGAACCCAAAAGAGCCAUUAAUUCCCCUUGAGAUUCCUGAUUAUCCAUGGCAAAUUAUAGGCACUGAUCUAUUCACCUGGGAAAACAGGAACUAUCUUCUGAUAGUGGAUUACUAUAGCAGGUAUUUUGAGGUCAAGGAAUUGCCCAAUAUGAAAAGCACCACGGUCAUAAACAGAAUGAAAGGCAUAAUGGCCAGAUGGGGAAUUAGUGAGAAGGUUAUAUCUGAUGGUGGUCCCUGUUAUAUCUCUCAGGAGUUCGCUGAUUUUGCAAAAGAAUGGGAUUUCAAUCACCAGACAAUUAGUCCCUAUCACAGUCAAUCAAACGGUCUAGCUGAGAAAUAUGUGUCAGUUUGUAAGAAACUCCUUACAAAGGCUAAGGACGCUGGGCGUGAUCCUUUUAUUGGCAUAUUAGAAUACCGGACCACCCCUCUUGAGUCAGGGUAUUCCCCUGCGCAGUUAAACAUGGGCAGACAAUUGCGCUCUAUCCUUCCAACAUCUAAGGAAAAUCUAAUGCCCAAGGUGAUAUCUCCUAAUUUAGUCAGGCAGGGUAUUCAAGAUAGCAAACAGAAGGGGAAGAAAUAUUAUGACAGACAAGCAAGGUCACUAGAGCCCUUAACAUAUGGAGAAAAUACAAUGAUCCAACAAUUAAAUAAAACUUGGAGACCAGCCACUGUAGUUGACAAGUUAAAUGAAAGAUCAUACACUGUUCAGUGCCCAGAUGGGUCUAUGUACACACGAAAUAGGCGGGAUCUAUUAAAGACCAAUGAGCCCUGCCAUGGUCAAUUUGCAGAGCCAGAAAUACAGGAAAUGCCUUUAGGUCAAACACCUACCCAGACUGACAUCAAAGAUUCGGAAAGCCCUCUAAUUGGCAGUACUUCCUCUCCAUGUAUCAAUCACAAUCUUUACGUGACCAGGUCAGGAAGGGCCGUAAAACCAAAAGUAAUUGAAUCCAUGUGA
Mya arenaria is the source of this 3615-nucleotide messenger RNA. RefSeq lists its product as uncharacterized. The transcript has a single exon. The record is from RefSeq and is a predicted model, not a curated record. Gene Ontology annotation, molecular function: nucleic acid binding. Gene Ontology annotation, biological process: DNA integration. Bases 1 to 3615 code for a protein of 1204 amino acids. Lineage: Eukaryota; Metazoa; Mollusca; Bivalvia; Myida; Myidae.